Aspergillus tanneri is the source of this 261-nucleotide messenger RNA. RefSeq lists its product as uncharacterized. Gene Ontology annotation, biological process: proteasome assembly. NCBI's taxonomy places the organism in Eukaryota, Fungi, Ascomycota, Eurotiomycetes, Eurotiales, Aspergillaceae. The transcript has 2 exons. The coding region runs from base 1 to 261 and encodes 86 amino acids. The record is from RefSeq and is a predicted model, not a curated record. Gene Ontology annotation, cellular component: cytoplasm; nucleus.
AUGAAGAUGGAAACGUUGCGACGGGCGUACGGCAUCGCGGAGCCCGUGCGCCGCGGCAUGGAACUCAAGCUCGUUCGGGAUGGAACCUUCCGUCCUGCCGUGUUGGGCGGCACGAAGGGGGGAAAUGUGCAUGAAGAUAUUUUGACGUUGGGUGGUCGGGAUGCUGAAAUUGGUUGGGAGGAUGUGUUUCACGGAGAUGAGUUCAGGGAACCGCCUGCUUUCCAUGAUGAGAUGGAGAAGAGGUUGCGGAUGCACCAUUGA